Messenger RNA from Bacidia gigantensis, 1959 nucleotides. RefSeq lists its product as uncharacterized. Bases 1 to 1959 code for a protein of 652 amino acids. The record is from RefSeq and is a predicted model, not a curated record. The transcript is spliced from 4 exons. NCBI's taxonomy places the organism in Eukaryota, Fungi, Ascomycota, Lecanoromycetes, Lecanorales, Ramalinaceae.
AUGGCUACUUCAUCUUCAAUUCCCAUUCGACCUAUGCUAGGGAUUGAUGUUGGAACCAAAUUCUGCAGAGCAGUCUGCAUGUUCAACCCUUCGAGGUCGAACCGAGAUCUCAUGAAUGGCUUCUUCGAUACGAACCUGCUCACUGCGAUUCGGCUAGAUAAUUCAAGUUCAGAUCACACAAAGGUUGAAAUCGCCUGGUCAACAAAAUUGAAUCGAUGGAUCUGGGGCAAUCAGGUCGAAAAGACAAUUGAGAACUCAGAGAGUCUCGAGAUAUCUGAAGCUGAUAGAAUAUUUCUUAUUAAGCUUGCUCUUGAUGAUGAAUCGAAUGAAUCUAGGGACAUUCGUAAGAAAGUCAUCAGCCAAAUCGACAAGCUUCCAGAGCACCUAGGUAUCAGGACUCCAGACCAGCUCAUGGUUGCAUACUUGAAAUUGUUUCUUGAAGACGCAAUGAGGAACAUUAACUUAGAGUUUAAGAGACUCAUUGAUACAACCCAAAUAUCGCCGGCUCACCUUGACACAAUCAUCACAGUACCUGCAGCAUGGUCUAUUCGCCUGAGACACAAGAUGAUGAAAAUAGCAAGCGAUGCAGGACUACAAAAUAUUCGAUUUCCUGUCGCUGAACCAGAUGCUGCUGCACUUUGUAUGCGAUAUGAUGAGCAACACCGUUUUGGAAACACUCCUGCUUCACAUGGGUCCUCUCUUGUCCUGGAUCUCGGAGCAGGCACAGGGGAUAUUGCUAGCUUCAACAUACAAGGUGGCUCGUUGUCUCACGCUGUAGCGCCAACAGAACAAAGUGCCUACGUACCUAACCAAGCACCAGGUAGUCAUUAUGGCUCUAGUAUGCUGAAUUACCAUUUCGUCAACCUAGUAGAAGGUAUCCUGAAACGCCAGAGAAAAGCCAUAUUGAAGCAAUGGAGAGAAGAGAAAGCCUUCCGAGGCUACCCAGCGAAAGACAUUCCAGAAGAGGAACUAUGGGAAGAAAUCAAAUCCUAUGUCUGGAAGAAGUUUGAGGGAGCAAAAGAAGAUGUAGGAGAAGACUUCGAAGAGCGCUCAGAGGAUCGUUUUGCGAUCAGACUCCACGACAUCCGGGUGCAGCUCCCGCGUAUAACAAGUCCGGUAUUGGUUGCCAAGGGCUCAAUCAUUAGAAGUCUACGAAGGGACGCCAUCAAGACAACGAGGAUGUCGCAGAGUCUUGGAACCGCCUGGGACGAAGAGUAUGAUGCCAGAGAUCACGGGAGCAAUGCAAGAACAGUCAUAGAUCCCUGCGAUGGUGCAGAAGUUGUUGAAGAUUGUAUCACAUGGCUCGUCAGAAAGGUUCCCUUCCAAGCCCUGCCACGUACGUCAGCGCUUGGACUGACAUUAAUAAAGAAUGAAGACCUACAAUACGAUGAGAAACCACGUGUACUGGAGGGAGGCUGGAAAUUGGUACCAACUGAGGGAGUAGAGCUGAUGAGACAGAUAAUAUUCACCUCUAGAACGCAAACACAUGACCACCUAUGUGUCUCAGACCCAAGCAACGGUAAGGAGAAGUUCCAUAUCGGAGUGACAAGUCAUUUGACAAGCAUUCAAACAGAUAUCGUUCCGGCUGGCUUCAUUGAUCUUUAUCUGACCGAGAAAGAGCGUAGGCUUUUUCCAAUCUGGCACAAUGAUGAGGGUGAAGAAUGGCACGAGCUCGAGUAUCGAAUCCGUGUCACGUUUGAGGAAUCGGUGGUAAGAUAUGAAUUCAUCGUUCCACGGCACGGCAAAGCAUGCACGCCAGCGGAUUGGGAAACGAAUGUGUUCAUACGAUCUGCCGUUCUCGAAACGGAUACAGUCUUCGCGUGGGGCGAACAAAGCUUCGACGAGACUCCAAAUGGAUCUGACUCCAAGUUCAAGCCCCAGGCACCACGACGAGGACACGAGGAACGACGCUUUCGGGCACCGAACAUGGUCAGAGUCGAGCCGAUGGACGAGGAGUAA